AUGAAUCUUUCAUUAGCAGACAAACGUAUAGAACAUAUUAUUCAUUUAACGAAUAGUAUAUUUCCAUUAAUUAUUUUACCAUUAGCAACAAUUGGUAAUAUACUUUGUUUUCUUGUUUUUUGUCGACCAAAAUUUCAAAAACGUUUAACACGUACAUCAUCAAUAUUUUUACGUUUAUUAUGUAUAAAUGAUUCAAUUUUAUUAUAUUUAUUUAUAAUUGAUGUUCUAUUAAGAAUUUAUAUGAAACCAUCCAUACGUAUUUAUUCAACACCGAUAGCAUGUCGUUUAUAUAAAUUUAUACGUUAUUCAUUUUUGGAUAUGUCAGCAUAUAUACAAUUAGGUUUAACAACUGAUCGUUUUAUAUGUUGUGUACAUCAUAGAUAUUAUUCACAUUGGCGUAAAAAAUAUUAUAUAUAUUAUUUAUUAAUACUUGCAUUUCUUUCGGUUAUAUUAAAAAAUUCAUCAUUUUUAUCUUCAUUAUAUGGAUAUUCAGUGAUCAGUAAAAAUCGUACUGUAACAAAAUGUUCUGUUCAAAUUCGAGCAAAACAUUUUACACUAUAUAUGGCUUAUGGACAAUCAUUGAUUGAUGUUGUUUUUAUAACAUGUAUACCAUUUUUUCUAAUCGUUUAUUUUAAUUCAAAAAUUUUAAGAGAAGUAUUACAUAUACGAACACGAUGUUGGAGUACAAUAACAAGAUUUAUAUGUUUAACACCAGUACAAAAUAAGGAAUCAAAUCGAACUACAACCGGUAUUUUAACAUUUACUGGUGCUAAACGUCGUCGUCUUCAUUUAACAUUUGCACUUGGUUGUAUAUCAUUUGUAUUUGUACUCAGUACAGCACCUUAUAAAAUAUUUAAAGUUAUUGAAAGACAUGAUAAAGUUAUGCGUGAUCGUCAUAAAUAUGGCUCAUCAAAAUUAGUGAAUUUACAAUUAGCGGAAGUUAUUAUUGACUGUCUUGAAUAUUUAUCUUGUUCAACACCUUUUUUUGUAUGUCUCACUACGUCAAGUAUGUUUAGAGAAGAAUUAAAACGAAUGUUUAAUAAAAGACAUGUAUAA
Molecule: messenger RNA, 1056 nt
Organism: Adineta steineri
Lineage: Eukaryota; Metazoa; Rotifera; Eurotatoria; Adinetida; Adinetidae
Source: the annotation of a GenBank genome assembly